Molecule: messenger RNA, 1532 nt
Organism: Motacilla alba alba
Lineage: Eukaryota; Metazoa; Chordata; Aves; Passeriformes; Motacillidae
Gene: COQ10A
Product: coenzyme Q10A
Exons: 4
Coding region: 1-774 (257 amino acids)
Biological process (GO): cellular respiration; ubiquinone biosynthetic process
Cellular component (GO): mitochondrion
Molecular function (GO): ubiquinone binding
Source: RefSeq, a predicted model, not a curated record
AUGCUGCCGGUGCCACCCAGUGCUGCCAGUGCUGCUGGUGCAGCCGGUGACACCCAGUGCCACCCGGUGCCAUCCAGUGCUGCUGGUGCCACCCAGUGCCACCCGGUGCUGCCGGUGCCACCCGGUGGUGCCGGUGCCACCGGUGCCAGCCGUGCCGCCCUGUCCCGCAGGCACACGGCCCCGUGCGGGCUGCGGCUGGCGCGGCUGAGCCGCCCGGGCCCCGCGGCCUGGGAGCCCCGAGCGCCGCCCAGCCGGGGCUUCCUCAGCCUCAGCAACAAACGCAAGGAGUACUCGGAGAGACGCAUCAUCGGGUACUCCAUGCAGGAGAUGUACGACGUGGUGGCCAACGUGGAGGACUACAAGAACUUCGUGCCCUGGUGCAAGAGGUCGGUGGUGGUGGCGCGGCGCUCGGGCCACCUGAAGGCGCAGCUGGAGGUGGGGUUCCCGCCCGUGCUCGAGCGCUACACCUCCAUCGUCACCCUGGUGCGGCCACACCUGGUCAAGGCCGUCUGCACCGACGGGCGCCUCUUCAACCACCUGGAGACCAACUGGCGCUUCAGCCCCGGCAUCCCCGGCUACCCCCGCACCAGCACCGUGGAUUUCUCGAUCUCCUUCGAGUUCCGCUCGCUGCUGCACUCCCAGCUGGCCACCGUGUUCUUCGACGAGGUGGUCAAGCAGAUGGUGGCCGCCUUCGAGCGCCGAGCGGCCAAGAACUUCGGGCCCGAGACCCGCAUCCCCCGGGAGCUCAUGUUCCACGAGGUCCACCAGACGUGAGGGCGGCCGGGCCGGGCACCCCGGACUGAGCCCAACCCCCCAAAAAUAUUUAUUUGAGAAGUGCGUUUCCGCUGCUGUUGCCUCAACGCCCCCCCCGGGGCUGCCGUGAACCCCCCCCCCCCGGUCCCAGGAGCUGGUUUUGCAGCUGAUUUGGGGUUUUAAGUUUUGGUUUAGUUCUUGAUUCUUGGUUGGGUUUCUUGUUUUGGUUUUUUUUUUCUUUUAACCCUUUUCUUUUUUGGUUCUUUUUAAACUCCUCGGCCAGGCCGGAGGGCCCCGGUGGGGGCAGCUCCGUGCCUGGGCCCCGCCGUGCUCCGGGAGAGGGAGGGGGGUUUGUUCGGGGGGGUGGGAGAAGCUGCUGGGACCCCCCCCCCCAUUUCCUCCCCAGCUCCUCCAGGAACAAAAGGGAAGGAGCCGGCGCCGGGAGGAGCCCCCCGAGCCCCCCCGGGCCGUCGCACACUUUGCACAAGCCACACGCACAGGGUGGGGAGGGGGCGGCCCCCGCUGCCCCCCCCCGCCGCCCCCCACCCCCAGCACCCUCCGCAGGGACCCCCGCGGUCCCGACCCCACCCCCAGCGCCCCCCCCCGCGUUCCUCACCUAUUGGGGGGGGGAUGGGAAGGCUUCGGCUCCUCCCCCCCCACCCCCCCUUGGCCACGAAGCCCCCCCGGGGGGGUGAGGGGCUCCCCGAGCCCCCCGAGCCUGCGCUGCCCGAGGGAGGACGGGCGUGGCCGGGCCAAUAAAGAGCAUUUUCCAAGGGUCA